Metarhizium brunneum ARSEF 3297 is the source of this 909-nucleotide messenger RNA. RefSeq names its product Pirin (gene PIR). The record is from RefSeq and is a predicted model, not a curated record. NCBI's taxonomy places the organism in Eukaryota, Fungi, Ascomycota, Sordariomycetes, Hypocreales, Clavicipitaceae.
AUGUCAGUCCCCCGCGCCAUCCGCAAGGCCUUCCUGGCCGUCGAGCAGUCCGAGGGCGCAGGCGCGCGCGUCCGCCGGUCCAUCGGCACGCCGCAGCUGCGCAACUUCUCGCCCUUCCUCAUGCUCGACCACUUCUCCGUCUCGCCCGGCGCAGGGUUCCCCGACCACCCGCACCGCGGCCAGGAGACCAUCACGUACCUGCUCGAGGGCGCCACGGACCACGAGGACUUCGCCGGCAACAAGGGCACCCUGUACCCGGGCGACCUGCAGUUCAUGACGGCCGGCCGGGGCAUCGUGCACGCAGAGAUGCCCCGCAAGACCGACGACGGCAAGCCCAACGUCGGCCUGCAGCUGUGGGUUGAUCUCCCCGAGAGCCUCAAGGCCUGCGAGCCGCGAUACCGGGACCUCCGCGCCGCCGAGAUCCCCACCGUCGACGUCGACGCCGGCAGGGCCACCAUCAAGGUCAUCUCCGGCCAGAGCCACGGCAUCGACUCGGUCAAGGACCUCGCCUACACCCCCGUGUGGAUCCUCGACCUCGUCCUGCGGCCCGGCGCCAGCGUCACCCAGCCCCUGCCAAAGGGCUGGAACGCCUUCUCCUACGUCCUCGAGGGGAGCGCCUGGUAUGGACAGGGACAGGACCGCACAGAGAUUCAACAGUUCCACAACGUCGUCUUUGAGCAGGAGGGCGACGUCGUUCACGUCGAGACUGAUGCUGACGCGACAAAGGACACUCGUCUUGUCAUCAUUGCUGGCACACCUCUCGAUCAGGAAGUUGUGCAAUAUGGCCCAUUCGUCCUCAACUCAAAAGAGGGCGUGUACCAGGCCUUGUACGAUUACCAAACUUUCUCCAAUGGCUUCGAGAGGGCAAAGGACUGGAAGAGCGAAAUUGGCAAGCCCAUGAUGGGAUGA